GGUAACAAACUCUGCUCGCUUGCUUGGGAGAGGCGGUUGCUAGCGAAGUGGCGUGGGGUUGGUGAGAAAAUGCCUGCCAUGGCGGUGGUCGGUGCCGACGGCGGCGGCAAGCUCACGGGCCAGGUCUUGAUCUGCAGCAUAAUCGCUGCGUUAGGCGGUCUCAUGUUCGGCUACGACAUUGGCAUUUCAGGAGGAGUGACUUCCAUGGACGAUUUUCUGAUCAAGUUCUUUCCGAGCGUUUAUGUGAAGAAGCACCGCGCCAAGCAGAACAACUAUUGCAAGUUCAAUGACCAGUAUCUCCAGCUCUUCACGUCGUCGCUGUACCUGGCGGCCAUUGUGGCUAGCUUGAUUGCUUCGUUUGUCUGCAAGAAGGUGGGCCGAAAACCAACGAUGCAGGCCGCUUCCGUCUUCUUCCUGGUCGGCGCCAUUAUAAAUGCUUCUGCUAGGGACUUGGCGAUGCUGAUCAUCGGAAGGCUGUUACUAGGUGCAGGAGUGGGAUUUGGGAACCAGGCAGUACCGCUUUUUAUAUCAGAAAUUGCUCCUGCCAACUACCGAGGAGGCCUUAACAUUUGUUUCCAGCUACUGAUCACUGUCGGGAUUUUGAUUGCCAACAUCAUCAAUUAUGGAACGUCUCGGUUGCAUCCAAACGGAUGGCGGGUAUCCUUAGGCGGAGCGGCGGUUCCUGCCAUAGCUCUUUUGAUUGGCUCCCUCACUAUAGUGGAAACUCCAACUAGCCUUAUAGAGCGUGGGAAGUUAGAUGAAGGACUCCGGGCACUUAAGAGAAUUAGGGGGACGGAUAGCGUCGACACAGAAUACGAAGAAAUCUUGCACGCCACGGAGAUGGCCAAAAAGGCGGAAGGCUCGUUCCAAAGUCUCGCGAAGCCCUCGAGUAGGCCACAAUUGAUAUGUGGAACAAUUAUCCAAAUCUUCCAGCAAUUCACUGGUAUCAACGUGAUAAUGUUUUAUGCUCCGGUUCUGUUCCAAACUAUGGGUUUUGGCAGCGAUGCCUCUCUUCUGUCUGCCGUGGUCACGGGUCUUAUAAAUGUGAUGUCGACCUUCAUUGCGAUUUUUACCGUGGAUAGAUGCGGGAGAAAGGUAUUGCUCAUCGAGGCGGCAAUUCAGAUGCUCGUCGCCCAGUGUACCAUGGGCAUCACACUCGCGAUACACCUGAAAUCCACCAACGAAAUUCCAAAAGGGUACGCCCUUUUCGUGGUCUUCUUGGUCAGUUUCUUCGUGGCUGGCUUCGCGUGGUCAUGGGGUCCUUUAGGUUGGCUCAUCCCCAGUGAGAUAUACCCACUGGAGACGCGAAGUGCUGGUUUCUUCUUCGCCGUUGGCAUGAACAUGUUCUGCACUUUCAUCAUCGCUCAAGUGUUCCUGACCAUGCUCUGCACCAUGAGAUCAGCGACUUUCUUCUUCUUCUCCGCAUGGAUCGUCGUGAUGGGCUGUUUUGCAACCUUCAUGCUUCCUGAGACAAAGGGCAUCCCCAUAGAUGAAAUGAAUGAGAGAGUAUGGAAGAAGCACUGGUUCUGGAAGAAGUACUUCAAGGACGAAGAUGAUAACCAAAAAGUCGGGUUUUAAAAUCAUGUACUGUUUGUUAGGGGUUCUAGUCUGACUGAG
Messenger RNA from Eucalyptus grandis, 1617 nucleotides. RefSeq names its product sugar transport protein 6. The record is from RefSeq and is a predicted model, not a curated record. Gene Ontology annotation, biological process: monosaccharide transmembrane transport. Lineage: Eukaryota; Viridiplantae; Streptophyta; Magnoliopsida; Myrtales; Myrtaceae. The transcript is spliced from 4 exons. Gene Ontology annotation, cellular component: membrane. Gene Ontology annotation, molecular function: monosaccharide transmembrane transporter activity. Bases 70 to 1578 code for a protein of 502 amino acids.